This is a messenger RNA of Lolium perenne, 1415 nucleotides long. RefSeq names its product peroxidase 1. Gene Ontology annotation, molecular function: heme binding; peroxidase activity. Gene Ontology annotation, biological process: response to oxidative stress; hydrogen peroxide catabolic process. Lineage: Eukaryota; Viridiplantae; Streptophyta; Magnoliopsida; Poales; Poaceae. The record is from RefSeq and is a predicted model, not a curated record.
UCCUCUACAUAGAUCGUCACUCGACUACUGUUAGCACAACAUUCUUUUCUGUAGACACACAAUUGAAGCUUAAUUUGAUCGCAUAACUGGCUAAGGUCCAUGGCGACGAUCAGGCCUUUGCUUCUCACUCUUGCCCUCCUGGCCGUCCUCGCAGCUAGCUCGGCAGUAGUGGCUCAGCUGGAGAUCGGCUUCUACAGCAAGACAUGCCCGAAUGCCGAAGACAUUGUCCGCGAGGAGAUGGUCAAGAUCAUCGCCGCCGCGCCCAGCCUCGCCGGCCCGCUCCUCCGGCUCCAUUUCCACGACUGUUUUGUCAGGGGUUGUGAUGCCUCCGUGCUGCUCGACUCCACGACGCACAACGUAGCGGAGAAGGACGCCAAGCCGAACAAGAGCCUGCGAGGGUUCGGCUCCGUGGAGCGCGUGAAGGCCAAGCUCGAGGCCGUCUGCCCGGGCAUCGUCUCCUGCGCCGACGUACUCACCCUCAUGAGCCGGGACGCCGUGGUGCUGGCCAAAGGCCCCACCUGGCCGGUGGCGCUGGGCAGGCGAGACGGCAGGGUGUCCAGCGCCACGGAAGCCAGCCACGAUCUUCCCCCGGCCUCCGGCGACGUACCUCUGCUCGCCAGGAUCUUCGCAUCCAAGGGGCUCAGCCUCAAGGACCUCGUCGUCCUCUCCGGCGCACACACCCUCGGCACGGCGCACUGCCCGUCCUACGCCGACCGCCUCUACAACGCCACCGGCGAGGACGGCGCGUACGGCCUCGUCGACCAGUCCCUGGACAGCGAGUACGCGGACAAGCUGAGGCUCAAGUGCAAGAGCCUCGACGACCAGAGCAUGCUGUCGGAGAUGGACCCCGGGAGCUACAAGACCUUCGACAGCAGCUACUACGGCCACGUCGCAAAGCGGAGGGGACUCUUCCGCUCCGACGCUGCACUCCUCGCCGACGCGACCACCAGGGACUACGUCCAGCGCGUCGCCACGGGGAAGUUCGAUGCUGAGUUCUUCAGUGACUUCAGCGAGUCCAUGAUUAAGAUGGGCAACGUCGGCGUGCUCACUGGUGCCGAGGGACAGAUCAGGAAGAAGUGCUACGUCCUCAACUAGCGUUCACUGGUGGAAAAAGGGGCUUUGGUCGCGGUUGGCAACUGCCAUUAGUCGCGGUUGCGCAACCGCGACCAAAGUAGCGCGACUAAAGGCCCCCCUUUAGUCGCGGUUCCUUACGAACCGCGACUAAAGGCCCGUCCACGUGGGCCGCAGGCGAGCGCCAGGGCGGAGGACCUUUAGUCGCGGUUCUUCUGGCCAACUGCGACUAAAGGCCUCAGCAGGAUUUAGGGUUUUAGCCCCCCUCCCCCUAAAUCUGGUUUCUUUUUAAUUUGUAUUGUUUUAUUUCUUUUGGGUUUUAAUUUUGAAGGAGUUUCACAUAU